Molecule: messenger RNA, 480 nt
Organism: Cladophialophora psammophila CBS 110553
Lineage: Eukaryota; Fungi; Ascomycota; Eurotiomycetes; Chaetothyriales; Herpotrichiellaceae
Exons: 1
Coding region: 1-480 (159 amino acids)
Source: RefSeq, a predicted model, not a curated record
AUGACCGACCAGUCCAAGAUCAUUGAACAGCUUCAGGCACGCUUACAACUUUUGGAGGACAAGGAUGCCCUCGCCACGUUGCUCAAUCAGUAUUGCACCACCGCCGACGCGCAUGAUUGGAAAGGCUACGCCGAUACUUAUAUUGACGAAGGAGCCAUAAUGACCUUCGAGUCUUGGGGUGAUAUUGUUGGCAAGGACAAGAUCGCCAAAGCAGCGAGUGCGGAGCAAAUCUUCGAAGGUCUUCAGCACACCAUGACCAAUAUGCAAUUCCAGGUUGAUGGCGACAAGGCCAAGGGCACCGCAUAUCUCUGGUUCUGUGCAACACCCGAGAUAGCCAAACCUGAAAUCCACUAUGCAUUUGGCGGACCCUACAGCUUCGAUUUUAAACGGACCAGCAAGGGAUGGAAGAUCUCAUACAUGAGAUUGAAGAAGAUAUGGGCGCACGGCAAAGACACAAAAGGAGUCUUUGGCCCCACCUAG